Molecule: messenger RNA, 1761 nt
Organism: Ruditapes philippinarum (Manila clam)
Lineage: Eukaryota; Metazoa; Mollusca; Bivalvia; Venerida; Veneridae
Product: post-GPI attachment to proteins factor 3-like
Exons: 9
Coding region: 125-1108 (327 amino acids)
Biological process (GO): GPI anchor biosynthetic process
Cellular component (GO): endoplasmic reticulum membrane
Molecular function (GO): hydrolase activity, acting on ester bonds
Source: RefSeq, a predicted model, not a curated record
GUGUACUGUUACCUAAAACUACGGAAGACUCCAAAGUUGAAAAUGCCGAAAUGAUAUCAGUAACAACUGGUCAGCGGUAAAAGAAAUGAAAAAAUCCAUAUUUGAGGAAGAUUAAGACUUAGCGAUGAAAGGUUUUCCGACUUCUGUGCCUUUGAAAAUUAGCUUCCUGUUGCUCGUUUGGAUUGUAACCAAAGUUACAGCUUCCAUUGGGGACAGGUCAUAUGUGUAUCAGAGAUGCAACCAUCAUUGUGAAAAUGCAAAUUGCACUGGUACACAGUUAAAGAUAUUCAGGGAGCAACAGCCAUUCAGUCAUAGUUUACUGAGAUGGAGUUGUGAGGAUGAAUGUAAGUACAUGUGUAUGUGGAUCACAGUGGAUGCCUUCCGGAAAGAUGGACUCAAAGUUCCACAGUUCCAUGGCAAGUGGCCAUUUGUAAGGUUGUAUGGAAUACAGGAACCAGCCUCUAUGAUAUUCUCUGUAUUUAAUGGACUUGCUCAUCUCAGUAUCUUUUACUACCGGAAACUGGUACCGUCCUCUACACACAUGUACUAUGUCUGGCAUGGGGCUGCUAUUACAGCCAUGAAUGCAUGGACGUGGUCUACAAUAUUUCAUUGUAAAGAUACAGACUUCACAGAGAAAAUGGAUUAUUUUUGUGCCUUUUCAAUUGUGCUUUACAACACAUUUACUCUGGCGUGCAGGGUACUAGGUACUGGGACAAUGUACAGACCAGCCCUUGUAGGCCUAGCAUGUGUGACUUUAUUUAUUCAACAUGUGUCAUACCUAACAUUUAACAAGUUUGAUUAUGGCUACAACAUGCAAGUUAAUAUAGGAGUUGCUGUAUGUAACAUGAUAGGCUGGCUAAUAUGGUGUUUUACAAUGAGACGGAACAGGUUUGUGUGGAAGGCUGUAGCUUCUAUUGUUGGUAUACAACUUUUGUUAUGCCUCGAGCUUGGAGAUUUUCCACCAUUCUACUGGAUUUUAGAUGCCCAUGCAUUGUGGCAUGCUGGGACAUGGCCUCUAGCUUUCUUGUGGUAUAGUUUUAUCAUUGAUGAUGCCAAGUUCAUACAGAAAACUAAACCAGAAAGAGUUUUGCCAAGCAAAAUAGACUGAUUCAAUGUACAACAAUCUGUUUUAAUCAUAGUAACCAGGAUGUAGUGUAUGUUUAAAGACUGAUUCUAUAUACAAUGGACUGGUUAUGGUCUCAAUUACUAAGUUGUGGACUGGUUUUUCAGACUGAUUCUAUGUGCAUGAGACUGGUUAUAGUUAAAGAAACUUGGAUGUGGACAAGAUCUUUCAGACUGGUUCUAUGUACAAUGGACUGGUGCCAGAUUUUCAAGCUAUAUAAAUUACAGUCAAAAUUUAAAUCAGAAGUUUUUUUUGAAUUGUGAGUUUUGGCAAUUGGAUACCAAUUGCUCCAUUCUGACAAAGUAUGGAUUUCAUAGAUUUAUAUAUUGUGAAAAUCAACUGAAAUCCAUAUAUGCUAUUAAAAGAGUCCAUAUAUGGUAUGAAAGAAAUGAUCCCAUGUAACUUUAAUGUUUUAAAAGUGAAAAGUGUGUUGAAAAAAAUGUUCAUGAACUAUCUAAUGAUCAAAAUGUUUUAUGUAUUCAAGAAUUGGUGCCAUUUUGAUAAUAUUUUCAAAGAUCAGAUUUUAUCUGUAUGUUUUUAUGAAUGUUGCGAAAAUCUUCAUUUAUUAUAUACAUUGUAUUUCAGGUUUUUGAGGAUUGUGCAAUCAAUUAUUUAAAAACAACUCAUGUCCUAUUACA